UCUCAUUUGUCGUUUUAUCCCUUUGUCGGAAAUGGCUCGCAAGAAGGUGGCCCUUCGGUAUAUCCUCGAUAAAAAGUCUCGAUGCGCUACUUUAAAGAAGCGUCGCGAGGGCUUGCAAAAGAAGGCAGAGGAGUUGGCCAUCAUGUGCAAUGCCACAACAUGCGUCCUAGUGUAUGGCGAAGGUGAGGCGGUACCAAAGGUGUUCCCAUCUCACGCUGAGGCGGUGCCUAUACUGACUCGGUACAAGAAUAUGCCAGAGGGGAGGUUCAAGAAGACGGUGAAUCACGAAGACUUUCUCAGCCAACACUUUAGCAAGCUCCUGGCCAAGGGAGACAAAUUCCGUGGGGUCUGCCAGGACAACGAGACCAGAAUCCUCCUACACAAGGCCAUGCUCGAAAGCAACCUCACGAGCCUCGAUGGCCUCAACGUCGAGGAUCUCACGAAUGUUGGCCUAAAGCUAGAGGUUAUCCUCCAAAGCACGGGGGAAAGCAUCACAAAAAUUAGUGGCCAACCUCCAGUCUUCCAGCCUGAGGAGCCAUACGUCACCAACAACAUGGACAUGGGGCCUCCGUCAAUGUAUCACGCACCACCACCAACUCCAUACGUCACCAACUACAUGCACAUGGAGUCACCAUCGACUUAUCAGGCACCACCAUUGGCGCCAUACAUCAAUCACAACAUGGACAUGGAGUCUUCAGCGAUGUAUCAGGCGCCAUCGCCAAUUCCUUACGUCACUACUGGCAUGGACAUGGGGCCUCUGACAAUGUUUGAGGCCCGACCGCAGCAACAAGAGGAUUCACUUGACAUGAUGAGGUAUGGAGGAGACCUCAAUGCCCUGGUCUAUAGUGGAUACAAGUCUAAUGGUUGUAAUGACACAAGCACUGGCUUCUCUAGUGGUGAUAUUCCGAAGAAGUCGUUUGAGGUGGGGUUUGGUUGGCAGUUCGGUGGCGCUGAUCCCGAAGCGUCUUCUUCGAGUCAUUUCCCCCCAAUGUAAGUCAUGAGACAAUGGUUAAAAAAUGAAAGCAAGGAGAGGAU
Molecule: messenger RNA, 1035 nt
Organism: Hordeum vulgare subsp. vulgare (domesticated barley)
Lineage: Eukaryota; Viridiplantae; Streptophyta; Magnoliopsida; Poales; Poaceae
Product: MADS-box transcription factor ANR1-like
Exons: 1
Coding region: 32-994 (320 amino acids)
Biological process (GO): positive regulation of transcription by RNA polymerase II
Molecular function (GO): DNA-binding transcription factor activity, RNA polymerase II-specific; RNA polymerase II cis-regulatory region sequence-specific DNA binding; protein dimerization activity
Source: RefSeq, a predicted model, not a curated record